Messenger RNA from Plectropomus leopardus (leopard coralgrouper), 1644 nucleotides. RefSeq names its product NSL1 component of MIS12 kinetochore complex (gene nsl1). Lineage: Eukaryota; Metazoa; Chordata; Actinopteri; Perciformes; Serranidae. The record is from RefSeq and is a predicted model, not a curated record. Gene Ontology annotation, cellular component: MIS12/MIND type complex; kinetochore. Gene Ontology annotation, biological process: mitotic sister chromatid segregation.
UGGCGGUAAAGAUGGAGCCCGAAGAGAGUAAAGCCUUACCAAGCGAUGAAACGGACCAGCAGUACAGAGUGCAAGUAACGUCGAAGAAACAAGUAAUCGAGCAGAUGAAUAAAUACAAAGACAUUUUGAAGACAGCGCUGGACGGACAGAAGGACGCCGCGGAGGAGACGAAGCGAGUUUUACUGCAGGAGCUGCUGGCGAACUUUGAGGCGGCUGUUCAGGACAACGUGUUGGUGAACGGGCAGCCCUGGGAGGAGGCCCCUGAUGUUGAAGUGGAGGAUGAGGCUGCUGAUCUGGAAAGCCUGCUAGAUGACACCAUUGUUGAGACCACCAGGAGGCGGCGUACGUACCCAAGACAGAUCCUGCCACAUGUGGUCCACUCCCUCAAAGCCCAGCGUAAAGUCAUGAGGCUGUAUGAGCAUGCAGUCAAACCUCAAGAGGUGUCCAAAGAUCCAGAUCAAGAGAGCAUCAUGAGCGACUUGUCAGCAGCAGCUCCUGGAAUGGUCAAACAGGCAAUCCAGGUCAUAAAGUCAAUCAACACUCUGCAGAAACAAGCCGAGGGCCUCUGUGACAUCCUCAACAUGAAACCAAGCCAGGCCACCCUAGAUAUUCACAGAGAAGUGUUUGGUUUCAACAGCCAAUCAGACGCCCCCCGCCCUCCUGUGAAUGGAGCCACGAGGAACAGGCAGCCAAUCAAGAGAGCCGUAGAGGAAGCAGCUGCCGCAAGCAGCUAUGGGCCCCUCAGUAAGAAACCCGUGUGAGAGGGCGAGCCAGAGUGACACUUCCUGCUACCAUUACCACUGAACAGUGGUAAUGGUGUAAUGUCAUGGACUUUUGUUGUUCAGUUAUUAAAGAAUAGAAAACAGCAGUUAAAAUGACUUUUAAAGUUUAUUAAUUUUAAACAUAGUGAAAGAUUUUCUUCAACAUGUACAAUUAAGGUUUCGUGUGUCACAUUUCAACAUGGAUGUGUGAUGUAAUAGGUGAGAUAUUACUAUAGUAAUGAGUUGGUAACUUUGGAAAAAAAAUAACUGUGGCAUAUUUGCUGCUACAGCUUUGAGAGAAGAAAACUGUUUUAGUGACAUGUGGGACAAAAAGAAACAGUGUCACAGCUGAGAUUGCUUCUUCUAAGUGACAAACGAGCCAGAUGAAGCAAACACCAUACUGGUUGUUCCUCCAUUCGCAAAGAUUUUCUUUGGUGUGCUGCAGGCCCCUUAUUACAUUUUAAAUCUCGUAUUUUUUGCGCUUGACCCGCACCCAACUAAAUUAUACCACCGCAGGGGGACAUUGAAUUUUGACAUAGAAUUUUCUUGUCACACCAGCGCAUCACAAUAAGUGAGAAAGUAAAAAAUUGUUAACAUUCACAAACUUUAUCUUGUCUGGUUAAGGAAAAAGUCUUUAAACAGUGUCUUGAUUUUAAAUCAGAGAUUUUGCAGAUCAUUUUGCUUCAUCACCGGAAUUUCUGAAAAAAUAAAAUAAAGUCUUCGGGACUUAACUGAACCAAGUAAAGUUGACUCCUGUUAUGCAGUUCAUAAUGUGUAAAAAUGGAUUUACAAACACUUAGUUUGUACUUUCUCCCAGCCUGAAAUGAACUCAGUCCUUUUUAAACAUUUAAAUCUAUCCUGUCGGUUCAUAUUUGUCAUUUUA